AUUAUGACUGAGCUUGGGUCAACUAGGAUGGCUAAAGUCAAUAGAAACUUAAAGAAGCAUAUGGAGGAACUCCUCAGAUCGAAAAAUUAUCUAGGACACAAGAAAAAGUGGAAUGAAGUUUACCUUGAAAUUUCGAACCAGUCCAGAAAUGAAGUUGGAGGAGCACAGGAUUUCAAUUCAGUAAUGGUAGGAGAGGAGGCUCCUAAAUACGUGCCAAGGAGGAUCCUUGGCUUGCCCCACACAAAGCAGUAUGCUACACAGCUCUCUCCUGAAAUCUCACCUGUGCGAGAUCUUAAGGCUAAUGAAACAAAGGAGAGCAUGACUAAAAUCUCUACUGAUGAAAGAAGUAAAGAUUGGAUUAAGGCUGACGAAGAAGUUAAGUCAUCCCAGUCCAACACCAAAGGAGAGGGUGACACUCAUCAUAGCCUCGACAGGUCCAAGGAGAGGGAAGAAGAGGACAACAUAGAAGACUUUAUCAAUAAGUACUGUAAGAGUUACCCCUCUCCUUUCACCUGGAAGCUCAGCAAGCUUUGAGAAAGCCCUAAUGCGUUUAUUGAUUUCAAGAAGAAAAAUAUGAGGUUCGUUAAGGAAUAUGAUAAUAUUUUUGAAAUGAGGCGUAUGAGGUACGGUAAAUACCAGUCAAAGUCCAUCAUCACUGAGCUUAAGAAGAAGUACUCUAAAGCUAAUAAGAGGAAGAAGGACACCGUACCUAAACUUUCAAAAGUGAUCGAGGAUUAUGCCGCGAGAUUUGGUGAUGGAAGCAUUGGUAGAUAUCGUCACCACGAUUUUUCCAAAUAACUGGAAUGAAACGUUCAAAGGCUCUUCAAUGGAUUAUAAUAAUCAUCUACAAAGAAGAAGCACGAUUUAUGCAGAAAAUGUUGUUAGGAAAAUAAGAAAGGCCUCUCGGAUGAACAAGAAAACACCGGUUCCAAGAUACCUUAAUGCUCAGAUUUCAAGCAAAGCAUUUUCUUUAGCAAGUUCUAAGGCAUCUACUUCUAAAGCGCCUUCAAAGUUCACAAAAUAGCCCACAAAGUAGUACUAAUGGCACUAGAAACCGUUUCUUGGCAGAAAAAGUCUCCUCUGCGAAGCAAAAUCGUCGUUCUCGAAUUCCUCGCAAUAAGCGGCUGAUUCUCUCUGUGGAUAAUGGGAAGCCUGGUCAAGGGCCAGGCAAGAUUCUCGUCCAGGACACUAAGAGCAGCACCAAAAAAGAGCGCUUGAAGAGCGGUAAUCCUUUUCAGAGGCAGAAAAGACGCAAAGAGUUUAGGUACAUCUUUGGAUUUUAUCGAUUAUAAUAGCCCUAAAUCAAGAAUUUUUAACCACACUGAGAUCAAUUCCACUAUAUAUUCCAAAGCCAAUGCUGACACUGACCACCAAAAUAAAGAUCUGAUGAAAAUUAAUAGAGCACUUGAGAUGGAAAAUUUCGCACAUGAUGAAUUCCUAAAGAUGCUUAAAAUCUUUAGGGAUCUAGACUUUGCCCACGGCAAAGCUCUAGAUAUGCUGAUUGCUUAUAAAUUCAGAGAAAUAGCAAUGAAUGAAGGUAGGUCCCUUACAAGAUAUUUCUCUAGAGAUUGUCAAGGAGGUAGUCAAGGAGUACCAUUCAGGCUCUGUCGAUCCUGUGAAAUAAUUUCCUUCCGGUCUGAAAAAGAGGCUAAAGAGCCUCUUGGACAUUUGAUAAAGUUAAUAACGGAUUUUUCAAUCU
This is a messenger RNA of Moneuplotes crassus, 1699 nucleotides long. The record is from the annotation of a GenBank genome assembly. NCBI's taxonomy places the organism in Eukaryota, Ciliophora, Spirotrichea, Euplotida, Euplotidae.